Arabidopsis lyrata subsp. lyrata is the source of this 1361-nucleotide messenger RNA. Its product is annotated as NAC domain-containing protein 83. The record is from RefSeq and is a predicted model, not a curated record. Gene Ontology annotation, biological process: regulation of DNA-templated transcription; system development. Lineage: Eukaryota; Viridiplantae; Streptophyta; Magnoliopsida; Brassicales; Brassicaceae. Gene Ontology annotation, molecular function: DNA binding. The transcript has 3 exons. Bases 518 to 1099 code for a protein of 193 amino acids.
UUUCUUUUUCUUGUAUAUAGUAUAUGCAUAAAAGAUUUUCAUAUGUUAAAAUUAGUUCGGGAUAAAUUGUUAGAAAUGUGCUUUAGUUAUUGACAAUGUUAUUAUAUGGUAAUGAAAUAGCGUGGAUCUAGGCUUUUGGAACUUAAAUCUUGUUUGUUUUGGUUGAGAAAAUAAUAAUUACCUUUGCCCGGCCAAAAGAAACGAAAGAGAGAUUAAUUACCUUUACCAAAAAUUAAAGAUAUACUUAAUAACGUUAACUGCAUGGGUACAUGCACCACAAUUUAUUUUGAUGAUCCUCGCAUUUAAAUAAACAAAAAUAAACCAAUCUAACUCCAUCUCUGAAUUUGCACUUAUCAAAUUUGUAUCUAUUUAUCUCUUGAAAUUAAUAGUACUACGUAAAAAGUAUCUAAAGGAAAAGUAGAAUCCGCUUUUGCCAAACUAAAGGUGACACACUCUUAUAACUUAUAAGUAUAUAAACAACCUAAACCAACACACAAAGGAUACUGAUAAGCAAGCAAUGGACAUUUCUGCGCAGAGAUUUGCUAUGAACGGAAGAAGCAUGAGACUCCCUCCCGGGUUUCGGUUUGAUCCCGAUGAUGAAGAUCUUGUGUUCGAGUAUCUCGCCAAGAAGGUCCUCCACCGUCCAAUGGACUUCGAUCUCCCUGAGCUCCGUUCUUGCAAUGUUGAUCCUUGGGACUUGCUAGGAGAGAAGAACAAGGAAGUGUAUUACUUCGUGAAGAAGGAAGAGCGAGAGAGGAAGGGAAGAGAGACGUUAUCGGGUUAUUGGGAAGAGUGUGAAGAAGAAGAAGUAAUGGAGGCUGGUGAUCGUGAUUGUAUUCAUUUAGAAGGAAGGAGAAAGACAUUUGCUUUCUAUAUUGGAAAAAAACCUCGCGGAACAAUAACUCCAUGGAUCAUGUACGAAUUCCGACUUCUUUCCUCUAGAGCUACAAGGUGGUCAUCGUCCCCUCUACCUCGGGGUGAGGUAGGGAAAUGGAGGGCGGUGAAAGUGGUGGUUAAGGAAGAGAAUGAGGAAGAGAUGGUGGAGGAUGAGCACGAGUCUGACGAGUCUGAUGGCGAGGAAGUUAUUCAAAGCCGGUGACCACCGAGGUUGAUGCCAUAUAUAUAUGUACUUGGUUUUGUGGUGAAUCAUUUGGAUUUAGUUAGUAACUAAGUAUUGUUAGCAUAUUAGGGAACAUCUAAAUGAAAUAUAUAUGCUUGAUUUGUCUUAAUUAUUGUCUUCCAAGCCCUUUGGAAUGGAAUGUAAUUGAGGAUGUGGUGAAAGAUGCCACAAGUUGCUUUCACUCUCCGGUCUUAUUUUGUUCAUGUCCAAUUAUAUAUAAAGAAAUUUUCAUUAUUAAUUA